Molecule: messenger RNA, 886 nt
Organism: Beta vulgaris subsp. vulgaris (sugar beet)
Lineage: Eukaryota; Viridiplantae; Streptophyta; Magnoliopsida; Caryophyllales; Amaranthaceae
Product: auxin-responsive protein SAUR78
Exons: 1
Coding region: 144-515 (123 amino acids)
Biological process (GO): response to auxin
Source: RefSeq, a predicted model, not a curated record
CUUCUAUAUAUACACCCAACUUCCUUUACUACAUUUUCAAUUUAUCAUCCCACCAUUUAUAAUUUCCAACAUUCUCUCUCUACCUCUUUCUCUCUCUACAAUUCUCCAUCACACAAAAAAAAAAACAACCUUCAAAAACAAAAAUGGCGAAGGCAGGAAAACUAACGAAGUUAAGAUCAGCACUUAAAAAGAUGAACUCUUUUGGUAAGCUACGACGCGAGAACAGCGUAAACUGUACACCUGCACCAUCUGAUGAGUGCCACGUGUCCAAUCAUAAUAAUAUUGGACUUCACACUGUGUACGUAGGAAAAUCUUUACGACGUUAUCAGGUAACAUCAGAAGUACUUGAUCACCCUCUGAUUAAAGAGCUUGUUGAUAAAUCAGACGGCUGUGAUGAUCACACCACAGUUAUUGGUUGUGAGGUUGUUUUAUUUGAACAUUUGCUUUGGAUGUUGCAAAAUAUUGACUCACAAUCUGAGUCUUUGGAAGAUUUAGUUGGAUUUUAUGCUUAUUAAUUUUUAUGUUGCAAUUUUUAUAUUUGCUUCAUUUUUCGAGAGAAAAUCCCAUUUAAUUAAAUGGGGUUUUUUUUUUUUUUUUUGGUAGAGUGUAGGUUGUAUAUUGUAUUAUAUGAUCAAUUUUACUUGCUUGAAGAAAUUCUUUUUUUAUAAGAGAAUGAGAGAUUGAAGCUUUAGGCAUAUAAAAGGAUUAGAUUGAAAAAGAAGAAAAAAAAAUAGUAUAAAAAAAUCCAAAAAUAAGUUUGGAUUUUUGUUAUUAAGUAGAGUGAUUAUUAUUGAUAAAAGAAUUGUAUUGCUACCAUGUUGUUAGCAUUAUUAUUUGUAUCCAAAAUUGAUCAAUUGAAAUAAUAUAAUAUCAUUUUUGUGAUUUA